CACUGAGACGACGUGUGAGCUUGUGUGUGUGUAUGUGUGCACUCUCGGCUUGCGCACCGUUCAACAUCGCUCCAGCAUCAAUCCCUCUUCACCACCACACUCUCUGAUUGAUUUCCAAGCCUGCUAAGUAAAGCCGUUGUUGCAUCUAUUGCUUCGUUAUUCCAGUCUCAAGCUGUGUGUUUUUAGCCUGCCUGCCUGCCUGCCUGCCUGUCUCUGUAUACCAAGUAGGGUUUCCAGCUUCAUCGUCUGCGUUGCUGAAGUCAGCUGCUGAAUGUUGCCUCGACGCUUCCGUGUUUUUGGGGUUGGUUGGUUGGAAAUGGAAGAGCAAUGUGAAAUUGAUAACACUAGAAGCAGCACCUGGUCCAUUUCAAGACUGCUCCAGGCGAACGGAGAGAUGGGCACUUGAAAUAGACUUGUUUGAUCCGAGAGACCAUGUGAUUUGAGGCUUCUUCCGAAUAAUGCAGGUUUCAAGUCACAAGCUUAAGUCAAUACGCUUCCGCUUGGCUGUGGAGACAUGUACACCCUAACCGACACGCGUAGGAAUUCGGGGAUGCAGGAGAGUAGAAGUGAUCAAUAGGUAGAUGCAUCCAUAGACAGGAGGAAGAUAAUUCCUCUGUAUCUAGGAGUAACGUGGUUUUAGCAGUCAAGCCAUGAUUUCGUGUGGAUCACCCCUCGCAGCUCAGAUUGGUUUUCAGGCUGCUAAUCUGAGCAAAGACUAUUACAAAUCUGUGGCUAAGGAGCUCUAUGAGGUGCUUAUCUUUUCUGAAACGAGGGCUGCCGGGAAGCAGGCAAAUAAAAUUUUCAUAUAUUCUAUUACGAAAUUGCCUUGAGCAAGUCAAUUUGGCAGAGAAUGAUCAAAAUCUACAAGUGAAACUCGAUUUGUUGGCACUUGUUCUUCGAAAUUUGAUACACCAGCCCAAUUCUGGGACUGUGUUAUGCGAAGCUUUGCGAAACCUCCCAUGUGUUAGUGAAGAGUUUUUUGCUAACCUGUGUAGAGCGCUAAAGCUUUCCUUGCCGGAGCAAAUUGCUCUUGGAAUUGCUCUUGCAGACGCAGAAGAUAUUAGUCAACGCCAACAAGGUCAAGCUUUUUUUGAGACGAAGGUUGAGGAGUGGUGUCAAAAUCCUAUAUCAGAUUUGUCAGAAGAUUUGAUUGAAAGAAUUUUAUGGUGUCUGUUCUCAAAUGAAUCACUUCUGAAUCUCCAGUCUUCCUUUUUUCUGGAAUUGCUGUGCUCUACAAUCGCUACUGUGAUGUUGUUUAAAGUUAAUGUGCUUUCUGAACAUGGCUCGCAUAAAAACCCGAGUUUGAAUUGGAGUUUGAUAGUAUCGAGGCUAGAUUACGAGGGUUUUUAUCUGCCCGAUGAAAACGCCUUCAUUCUAUUCAUGACUAUGUACAAACUGGGGUGUGAGGAUCCUUUUCCUAUCGAUGCUAUCUGUGGCCAUGUGUGGAGAAAUGAUGAGGGCCAAUUGUCUUUCUUGAGACAUGCAAUUUUAUCGGCUCCAGAGGUUUUCAGUUUUGUUCAUUCGACAAGGAAACUGAUGGAGACUUCAGAGAGAAAGUUGAAAUCACCCAACUAUGCCUGGCUUUCUCUAGAUCUGGUUGAAGUACUUUGUCGCCUUGCAGAGACGGAGCACGUUGAUGAGAUUCGGGAGAUUUUGGAAUUUCCACGUCACCACUGUCCAGAGCUUCUGGCUCUGAGUCUUGUGCAGAUCAACAGUGAUGUAUCUUUGAAGGGAUCUCAACAAAGCUUUCAAGAGGAAAUGCUUUCUCGGAUACUUGGACCAUUAUUCUCACAAGUUACUCUCAGUGCCGAGGGGGAGACUCUUGAUCCUUUGUGGAGUAAGCUUUGGGCUUUGAACCCAGAAAUUUUGAAAAUGGAAAUGGUGAAUCUCCUCUUCUCGAAGGAUCACUCUGUAUACGACCAGGUCUUGCAGAUGUUCUCGUUUGCAAUACAAGCAUUGGAUUCAUUUCGUGAACGACUAAGCGAGUGGCCUGAAUUCAUUUACCAUAUUCUAAAAGUACGGCACAUUCAUGAAGCCCAGAAUGACAUUCUAGACUACAUUAUGAACAUAGUUAAAGAAAAUCAGGCAGUUGAUCCAAGUACAGCUGUUAAUGAUUCUAAUGUUUGCUCUGUGGUAGCACGUCCGAUAAUUGUAAAAGCCCCGACGAGCCUUUUGCAAGAUACUCAAGUUGGAGUUCGCAAUUUGAAAUCAGCGGUUGACUUUGUCUAUCCAGCUGGGAAUAGGUUCUCUGGCUCUCAGUCACGAUAUCUAUCAGGACAGGGUUUAGAUUCUUUUCUUCAAAUAUCUGCUAGGAGUUUCUCGUCAACGGCCGAGGCACAAUCGCAGAACAGUACUCAGUCUGUUCCACAAGCAUCUUUAGAUUCCUUGUUAUCGUUACAGUCAGGAUUUGGCACAAAUUCUCAAUCACCCUUUCAACCAAUAUUCCGUGCUACAUCUGUAACACCUACACAAUAUCAACCUUCUCAACCCUCAGCUGAAGAGACGGCUAACAAUGUAAUGUCCGACGCACAAGCGAAGCAAAGUGCGAUCACUCCAAGCUCGCAACCCAGUCGAACUACUGAGACAGUAGUGUCAUCACAGCAUUCAAGUGCAGAGGCUACCAGCCUUUCUGCAGCAGCUCGUGAUUUUCCUUUUUCAGCAGCCUCAAAUGGUCACACAGCAAAUCAAGCUCACAUUCGGACUGGCACGAGGUCUGGAAAUGCUUCAGGCUCAUUUCGCAUAGCUAUUUCUGGAUUUGGACAUGCUCUUAACAUAGAGACCCUUGUUGCUGGUGCUGGUAAACGGGACAAGCCUAUUGAGGCACCAAGUUCAGAGAUACAGGAUAAAGUAGCAUUUAUAAUUAACAACAUAUCUUGGACGAAUCUGGAAGCUAAAGCGGAGGAAUGUGCUGAAAUUUUGGAAGAGUACUAUCCAUGGUUUGCCCAAUACGUUGUGAUGAAAAGAGCAAGCAUCGAACCAAACAAUCAUGACACGUAUAUCAAAUUUUUAGACAAGAUGGAUUCAAAGGAGUUGCACAAGGAAGUUCUCAGGACAACCUAUGAAAACUGCAAGGUAUUAUUCGCCUCCAACUUGAUUAAGACUCACUCGGAGGAGAGGUCACUUCUGAAGAAUUUAGGAAGUUGGCUUGGAAAGUUAACCAUUAGGCGGAAUCAAGCAUUGAGAGCCCGCGAACUUGACCCGAAGUCUCUAAUUAUCAAGGCAUAUCAGAAAGGACUUAUGAUUGCAAUAAUUCCAUUUACAUCUAAGGUACUGGAGUCCUGUAACCAGAGUCUGGCUUACCAACCUCCGAAUCCAUGGACUAUGGCAAUACUAAGCUUACUUGUGGAGAUUUAUAACUUACCUAAUUUGAAGAUGAAUCUCAUGUUUGAUAUUGAGGUUCUUUUCAAGAAUCUAAAUGUAGACGUGAGGGAAGUAAAGCACUCGAAGCUUCUCGAGGGACUGGAGCGUGAGGUGGAAGGGAAUCCUGAUUUUUCAAACAAGGAUCCAAUAUUUUCCCAGUCACCGUCACCAGCCUUGUCGGCAAGCAGUUCUGCACCUACUGUGCCUGUACCAUCUCUACCUCAGCAGUUGGACAUGCCUCCUGAACUUCCGAGUGUCAUCCAGCCUGCCACAUCAUUGACUUCAUCGGUAAUUGCACAGUUAAUUGGGGAAGAAAGACCAUCACUUGCACUGGAGCGCGCUCAGAAUGUUCAAGCUUCGUCUACUCCAUCUCAACCAUCGUUCCCGUCCACUCAAGCGUCUAUGGCAAUUCCUGAUUUGACAUCUUAUGUUGUUCUAAAUGCGAAAUUAGCUGGACUUGGUCAACAUCUCCAGCUUGCGAGGGUUGUUCCUGUGGCCAUGGAGCGCGCUAUUAGAGAGAUUAUAAGCCCAGUAGUAGAUCGUAGUGUGACUAUUGCUUGUACGACUACUCGGGAGCUUGUGAUGAAGGUUAAUUAUGCAAUGGAAUCGGAUGAAAAUCGCACGAACCAGUCUGCUAAUUUGAUGGUAGCUAGCCUGGCUGGCAGUUUGGCCCAUGUUACCUGCAAGGAGCCUCUGCGAGUUGCCAUGGCAAAUUAUUUGAGAACUUUUCUGCAGACAGCUCUCGCCCAAGAUGUGCUAGAGCAAGCUGUAAAUUUAGUCACAAAUGAUAAUCUGGACUUGGGUUGUGCCGUGAUUGAGAAAUCCGCAACUGAGAAGGCGCAACGGGAUUUAGAAGAGGUGAUUGCACCCGCCUUCGCACAGCGAAGAGCCGACAGAAUACGCACGGGUUCUGCUUAUCAUGAUAAUUAUAUGUUUACAAAUCAGACUCUAAGUAAUCUUCCUGAGACCCUGCGUCCAAGACCAGGACAAUUAUCCAUUACACAGGCACGGGUGUAUGGGGAUUUUGCUCGAUUUCCUUGGCAGAAUCAGUCAAGUCACGCACCUGUAACGAUGGCAGGUCCUCCAGGUAUCACUAAUCUUUCAGGGAGAGGCAUUUAUUCUGUUCCAGGUCGUGACCCUGGUGCUAAUUCUCGUGCGUCAUUGAAUGGAAAUCAAUCUUCAUCAGUACUUGGAGCAACGGCUCAAGUUUCAGAUCCAUCAUCUGAUGAGAUGGACAUUACAGAACCAUCUCCGCUAAGUUUCAGCUCGAUGGCUUGUGCUGGUGGAGCGGACGCACAAGCUAGACUCUCUCAAGAGACCUCCCUCUCCUUCCCCAUACAUUCCAAUUCAUCAACUCCGCCUCCAGAAUUCAAUGUGGUGGAGACCCCAAGUGCCUCGAAGGGUAUGCUGGGAUCUACACCGUCUUCUACGCCACCUUUGCCUGCUGAUUAUGUUGGAUCUACUGCGCAAGAGCCUUCUCUAACCACUGGAGAGGCUUUGGAGAAGUUCAGUGUAGUGGCACAAAAGGCCCUGGCAAACGAGGUGCCCGAAAUCAUUUUGCAGUGCGUUAGUAGGGACGAGGCAGCUUCAGCAAUAGCUCAGAUGGUUUUUAAGCGUCUAUAUGACAACACUACCAGCCAAAUACAUGUACUAGUCCACCUCAACAUCCUGGAAUCCAUUCGAGACGUGUGCAGGAGAGUGGUCAAGGAAUUGACUAGCUGGGUUGUCUACUCUGAUGAGGAUCGCAAGUUCAAUCGGGAAAUUACUGUUGGUUUCAUCAGAUCUGAGUUGAUCAAUUUGACAGACUACGGUUUGCACCUGACAAAGUGUAUUGAUGGAGGCCGGAACAAUGACGCAGUUUCUUUUGCAGCGUACCUCGUGAAGACGUGUGUCAUUGAAGAGGCAGGUGUUACUAGCACAGAGUUUUACAAUGUGAUCGAAGCUCUUGGGAAGCUGGCAGCACGACCAGGCACUCCUGAGUCAUUGCAGGAGUUGGUGGAAAUUGCAAAGGGCACACCAAGUACAAACAAAGAUGAUAAAGGCAGGCUAUCUAAAGAGAAAAAGGAGUUGGCUGAGAGUCAUUGUUUGAACUCGGAGACUUCACACCCUGUCACUGUUGGAAGCGAGUCCAGGCUGCAAGAAGGAUCAAACAUGUCAUUUGCAGCCAUUGAUAUGGUUGCAAAGCUUGUUGUUUUGUUGGUGAAGUACUCAUCUGAGCCAUCCCUGAAUAAGGUCAAUCUUCUUACUAGGGUUUUAAACGUGACAGUCCGCACGAUGAAAAGGGACCAUGACCGCAAAGCAGGGUUCCAUCCUCGCCCAUACUUCCGCCUCUUUGUCACAUGGCUUAUGCAUUUUAAUUUAACAGAUUCCACCUUGGAUUCAAGUAAUUAUCAGGUUUUGCAAGCUUUCGGAUAUGCAUUUUUGACUUUGCGACCGCUCGAUGUGCCAGGGUUCAGCUUGGCGUGGUUAGAGCUGAUUAGUCAUCGAACAUUUAUGCCGAAGUUAUUGUUGAGCAACGCGCAAAAAGGAUGGUCUUUAUUUCAGAAGUUGCUAGUUGCACUAUUCAAGUUUAUGGAACCAUAUCUUCGAAAUGCCAACCUAAGUGAACCUGUGCGACUGCUUUAUAAAGGCAUGUUGCGAGUUCUUCUUGUGUUACUUCACGAUUUCCCAGAGUUCUUAUGUGAACAUCACUUCAGCUUUUGUGAUGUCAUUUCGCCAUCUUGCAUUCAAAUGCGCAACUUGAUUCUAAGUGCGUUUCCUCGCAACAUGCGUCUUCCUGAUCCAUUUACUCCCAAUCUCAAAGUUGAUUUGUUGCCAGAAAUAUCUCAUUCACCUCGUAUUCUCUCAGAUGUUGAAACAGCGUUGAAAUCGAAGCAGCUGAAAAGCGAGGUUGAUGAUUUCAUUAAGAACCGGAAUCAACAAACACUCACAUCCAUGGACUUGAAGGUACGAUUGACUCUGUUACCUCAGGAGGCGCAAGCUUCUGGCACACGCUACAACGUGCCUCUUCUUAACGCUUUGGUGCUUUACGUCGGAAUGCAGGCUAUUCAGCAACUUCAUAGCAAGACAUCACAGCAGGUGGCAGCACUCACGGCUCCUAUUACCCACAGCGCUCCAAUGGACAUAUUUGAGCUACUUGUCAAUGACCUUGACACCGAAGGGAGAUAUCUGUUUCUGAAUGCUGUGGCCAAUCAGCUGCGCUACCCCAACAAUCACACAUAUUAUUUCUCGUGUGUUCUUUUAUUUCUCUCUGCUGAGGCAUUAGUAGACAUCGUCCAAGAGCAGAUUACUCGUGUGCUGCUGGAAAGAUUAAUUGUCAAUCGGCCACAUCCUUGGGGCCUUCUUAUUACCUUCAUUGAGAUAUGUGGCUUUCAGAAUCCACGUUACAGCUUUUGGACACACAGCUUUACACGUGCUCCAGAGAUUGAAAAGCUAUUUGAGUCAGUGGCUCGAUCAUGUAUGACUACUACAUUGAAAUCUAGCGAUGAUGAUCUGUCCGGAAUUCCUCCAGCUGACCGCCUGAAAGAGUGAGCUCCCACUUCGGCAGAUUUCCACAUGCAUUAAUUGAGGAGCUGGGCAGUCAUAUAAAGACUUUGGGCACGGUUAGAUAUCCCAUUUAGCCAACGGAGUUACACCUGAUACAAGGAUGAAUGUUAAGACAUUCAAGGUGUGUGAAAGAUGGUGAAGCUAGCUAAUUGAGGAAUUGAGUAGCUUAGGCUUGUAUAGGCUGCCAAUACUUGUCAUCCAUAGUCAGUUGUUGAUCGCUUUUCUCAUAUAUUCGUAGUUUUCCUGGAGCACUAAAGCCAAAUGGCCAUUAGAUCAGCUGUACAUUAUUGUAAUUUAAGUGUGUUUAUUGAAUUUCUACAUUUUUGGAUUAGUCUCCUUAAAUUAUUUUGGUUA
Physcomitrium patens is the source of this 7260-nucleotide messenger RNA. The record is from RefSeq and is a predicted model, not a curated record. NCBI's taxonomy places the organism in Eukaryota, Viridiplantae, Streptophyta, Bryopsida, Funariales, Funariaceae.